AUGGGUGAUUUUAAUGAAGUUAGAGAUGAUUCUGAGAUAUUGGGAUCGAAUUUCAAUAUGUCUUUUGUGAGAGUUUUUAAUGAUUUUAUUGACUCUCUUGAUCUUGUGGAUAUUCCUUUGGGUGGACCCCAUUUCACUUGGAGUGAUAAAUGGAGUUCCAAAUUCAGCAAGCUUGAUAGAUUUUUGGUCAUGGAAGGUUUUUUGGUUUCUUUUCAGUAUCUUUCAACUAUUGUCUUGGAAAAGAAUAUUCCUGAUCACCGUCCUAUUCUUCUGUUGGAGCACCGGGUUGAUUAUGGUCCAUUGCCUUUUCGUUUAUUCCAUUCAUGGUUUGAUAUGGCUGGGUUUGAUAAUUUUCUUCUUAAAUCUAAACUAGGGGUGUGGAACUCUAAUCAUCGGGACAUGGUGGGUAUUAAAAGGAAGAAUAUGCAAGAUUUAUUAGAGACUAUUGAUAGUAGUAUCAUGGAGGAUGAAGGGUAUGCUAUUUUGAGAGAGCAGAGAGUAUCCUUAUUGAAGGAGAUGUCAGAUCUUGAUCAUUUACUUCAGGUUGAUCUUGCUCAGAAGGCUAAAAUCCAGUGGGGGGAUGAAGGGGAUGAGAACUCCAUAUUUUUCCAAGGGAUUCUUAACCGUAAAAGGAGACAAAUUGCUAUCUGUGGUCUCAUGAUUGAUGGAGUGUGUGUGGAUUAG
Lactuca sativa (garden lettuce) is the source of this 684-nucleotide messenger RNA. RefSeq lists its product as uncharacterized. NCBI's taxonomy places the organism in Eukaryota, Viridiplantae, Streptophyta, Magnoliopsida, Asterales, Asteraceae. The record is from RefSeq and is a predicted model, not a curated record.